CUUUUCGCCUAGACCCUUGCUUUCGCACAUCGGCGGAAAUCUGCGGAAAUCCAUGCGGAAAAGCGCGCGUGCAUGGGCGAAGGGCCUUUUCGCCAUCUCGUUUUCCUUUGCUUUGGAUGCAUGAUCAACGAACCCCAACUUGUCAUAGGGUCUUUGAGUGUACUACGGCGUCCAACAACAAAACAAAGUAGUCCCUAGCCGUCCUGUCGCCCACAUGUCGGCCGACAGCAAGGGCAAGGGCGUGAAGGGAAGGCCAGAAGCCGAGAUCAACGUUUAUUUUGAUAGUGUUGGUCCUACUAGUGGGUCCAGCAACCGCAAGGCGAAGAAGUGCAAGCUGUGCGGCGACAAUUUCCCAGCCAGUCGUUCUGCGGCGCUGAACCUCGAGAAGCACAUCGCGAACGCGUGUCGUCAGGCGCCUUCCGCGGCGAAGGUCCACGCUUAUAAGCUGAUCGCGGAUCGCAACAAGCGCGGCGUGCCUGAUGAUGACGAUGACGCCCAGCGCCGGCGCAGCGACAGUGGCUCCGCUGCUGGGCCUGGGCCGAGCAGCAAGCGGCAAGCGAUCGGGGAGCUCCUGGCAACUGCAACAAGCAAGCAGCAGUCGAGCAUCGACACCUUCGCCUUCAAGCGGGUUCGCCCUGAGGCGUCUCGUUCGUGCGACGCGAAGCUGUUGCGGGCGCUGAUCAUGUCGCACGUGCCGUUCAACAUCGUCGAGAACCCCUACUGGCUGGACUUCCUCAACGACUUCAAGUACACGCCCGCCAGCCGCCGGACCAUCUCUGACGACGUGCUUUGCAGCGAGUAUGCGGGGCUGUGGCUGGAGUUCCAGGAGAAGCUGCUGAAGGAGGAAAUGCUAGGAGUCUGCAUGGACGGCUGGACGACCGUGAGCAAGGACUCCGUCUACGCCGUCACCGUCGUGUGCUGCAGCACUCGCAAGCGGUACCUGUACAAGCUGUACGACUGGUCGGCCGACAGCCACACGGCGGAGUUCUUGGCAGGCAAGCUGGAGGAGAUCAUCGCGGAGCUGGACAGGAGCGCCGUGCUGGAUGAGAACGGCAACGUGGCCAGGGACAAGAACGGCGCGCCAAUCACCACAGCUGCGAAGAAGGUGGCGUGGCUCAUCACGGACAACGCCUCCAACUGCCGUGCCGCCCGCGACCUGAUUGUGGCGCGGCACCCACACAUUUCGGAGAUGCGGUGCCAGAUGCACGGCUUCAACCUGGGCAUGCAGUCGGCCCUGUCCCAUCCCUUCUUCGCCUUGCUGCUUGGCAAGGUGCAGCGGGUGGUGACGCUCUUCCGUGCUUCCCAUCUGCUGCACCGUCUGCUGGCCUUGGAGGCUGUGCAGAUGAACAUCAACACCACCACGGUCAAGACCUCCAACAAGACGCGCUUCACCUCCAUCGUCAUCUGCCUGCGGUCGGUGCGCGACCUGUGGCCUGCUCUGCGGGCGGUGCUGUUCAAGCACAAGAACCUGCUGAAGAAGAGCGCCGGCGGCAAGGUGGUGAUCAAGAUCCUGUCGGAAGAGAAGCUCGAGGAGGACAUCGCAUUCACCUGCGAGAUGCUGGAGCCGUGGGAGCAGGUGAUCAUGGCCAUCCAGGCGGAUGAUUCUGCCGCAGGGGACGUGACGCGGUACUGGGCGUACCUCGCAGCGCAGCUGGGCCGCAUAACUCUCAAGUUCGAGCGGGAGGUCGCGCUGCACCUGAUCUCGGCGUUCAACGCACGGGUCAAGGAGCUGAACCUGCCACUCAGCCGCCUUGCCCUGUUCCUGGACCCGCGCUACAAGGGCCACGCCAACUACCAGCACUCGCAUGCUGACACCAAGACGCUCAAAGAGCAGGCGUGUUUGGUGGCUACCCGUGCCAUGAAGGCGCUUGGCAAGGCCGACGCGGAGAUCAAGGAGGUGCUGGUGAAGCUGGACAUCGAGAUGGACGAGUACGCCACGGCUGCUGCCUACCGCACUCGGCCCGUCGACAACAGUCUGCGAGCGGCCGUGCUGUGGUGGGAGACGAAGCCCGCCACCUACGUCCAGGCCAUCGCGCUCCUCCUGCUGGGUGUGCCGCCGACAGCCGCGUUUGUGGAGCGCGUUUUCAGCGAGCUGGGCAACAUCCACACGGACGGGCGCAACCGCUUGGCCAUCGACAAGCUGGACAUGAUGGCCUUCGUGCGGACGUACCUGAAGCAGGAGCAGCCGAACGGGCCGCAGCUUGCGCAGGAGAAGCUGGAGACCCGGCGCCUGCAGUACAGCAGGGAGCGGCCGGCUGCAGCUGCAGCUGCUGCAGAGCUGGCCGCUGCCACACCGCCCGCUUCUGUGGCCGCUUCUGUGGCCGCCUCUGCGGCCUCGCCGGUGCUGCCGCCACAACAGGAAGCCGCAGGCCCCUCUACACGCCCGCCGCUGGCGCCGCGCCCCUCACCAGCUACGCCCAUCACCAGCAGCCCGGUGGCAUCAGCUGAGGCGGGCGAUGGUGCUGCAUGCGAGGAGGCUGAGGACAUGUUCACUGCCGAGGAGCUUGAGGCGUUCCUAACGAUGAAGUACCAGGAGGAGGCGUCAGAGCUGCAACAAGACAUGCAGCAGCUUGGCUCCAUUGUGAACGCCAUCGCACCGCUCCCAGCCCAGCCGCCGCAACAGGCGCCGCCGCCGCCGCCGCAGCAGCAGCAGCAGCAGCAGCAGCAGCUGCCGUACAGCGGCGCGGCAGGCGUGCAGGUGCAGCAGGACCCGGCCCAGGAGGAGGCUUUCCGGAGGGUUGAGGUCGAGGGCCUGCGGCGAGCAAUCAACGCCGCGCUCACCCAGUCGUUCGGCUGGUUCAAUUUCGACCAGGACCCGCUGCAGCCCAACUACGGGGCGGCUCCGCUGGCCCGGGGCUUCGGUGCAUUCAAGCGUUGAGGGGCGCUGGAUACGUCCGGGUAGACCGAGUCGUUAGCAGGGUUGGAUGUUGGGGGAUUAGGGGGUAGGGGUUACGGGGAAGGACGCGUUGGGGGUUUGCGGGGAGGGGCAGAUGGAUUGGGAGGGCGGAAAGACAGACAUGUCAGCAAACAGGCGAGUUAGAUGUAGCACAGGACCGUUGUAGUGACCGCCCGGGGGGGGGGGGGGGCGGGGUUGCAGAUACCAGCCCAAACUAAGCGGGGGGUGGGGGUGGGCACAAGGGGAGGAGCCUGCAGUGUUGCCUCCAGUGUUGCCGUGUCUCUUGGUGCGUGUAGAGUAACGGUAGUGUCUGGUACAUGCAUACGGUGUGUUGGUAGCCAAGAUGUGACAAAGCUAAUUAGUGAUGGAGAGUGGGUGCGGUGCGGUGGUACAGGUCAAAGCGGCAGGUUGGUGAAGGUAAAUAGUGUGCAGCUUAGACCCGAUUUGCAAGACAUGAGCGCGCGGCUGUGAAUACACUGGAGUUACUGUACCGCGACGUUGUUGAUCCAUUGCCAGGCUGCAAUGUAUCCAGAGAGAGGUAUCCGGAGAACUGAACAUGUGAGUGCCGUGUGAUUGAGCUGCACGCCUUCCCUCGAGGACUCAGACAGCGCUACGGGCGAAGGUGCAUGUCAAGGGUGCAUGCGCACCUUGCAGACACUGGGCGCCCUGCAGACGCAGCCGGACACGCAAAGCAGGGUAGUGAAGCACGCGGCACGUUGAAGCCAGUAGGCAAGCACAUGUCUGCGCCCAGCGAAACGUU
Chlamydomonas reinhardtii is the source of this 3656-nucleotide messenger RNA. RefSeq lists its product as uncharacterized. Lineage: Eukaryota; Viridiplantae; Chlorophyta; Chlorophyceae; Chlamydomonadales; Chlamydomonadaceae. The coding region runs from base 215 to 2878 and encodes 887 amino acids. The record is from RefSeq and is a predicted model, not a curated record. The transcript has 6 exons.